This is a messenger RNA of Notothenia coriiceps (black rockcod), 3164 nucleotides long. RefSeq names its product SID1 transmembrane family, member 2 (gene sidt2). The coding region runs from base 523 to 3138 and encodes 871 amino acids. The transcript has 27 exons. The record is from RefSeq and is a predicted model, not a curated record. Gene Ontology annotation, molecular function: RNA transmembrane transporter activity; double-stranded RNA binding. NCBI's taxonomy places the organism in Eukaryota, Metazoa, Chordata, Actinopteri, Perciformes, Nototheniidae. Gene Ontology annotation, cellular component: lysosome; plasma membrane. Gene Ontology annotation, biological process: RNA transport.
ACAUGCAAAAUCUAUUCACUCUCCGUCCGAGAAAUACUUUCACAAUGCCGCAGCGCCGCAAACACAUGCCGUGACAACCGCUGGUAUUGGAAAGACUUGAACACUUUAACAUUUUUCGGUCCGCGAAGCUGGAACUAAAACUCCGAUCAAAACAUGGAGCUGCCUUACCGACGUCCUGCCCAUCAGUGCUAACGUUAGCACUGCGAGCUAACAGCUGGUCAGUCUCUCAGAUAAAGAGGAAUUGAGUAUCAUUUUCAUCAAUCGUGUUGUGUUGGAACCUGUUCUUGGUCGCACAGCAGAGAGCUUCGAUUAUUUGCAAAUAGGACAAUCCGUUAAUCUGUAUCUAAAGGUAAACACGUAGCUUUCUCUUUAGCUUUGCAGCUGUUAUUGUCUGUUAUAGCAGUGCCAAAGUAAAGCUAGCUAACUAUCCUUAUAUUUGUUGAUGAAUGGGGUGGAGCGGUUAGUAGUAUUGCCACGCAGGCUAGAAUCACGUUUCAGUUUAGGAAGACGGUGUCAGACAAAAUGGUGUUAAGGAGUUGCUGGAAGUCUCGACAUAAAAACAGCUGUGGACCUGCUGGUUGGAUCCGACCAGCCCUGCUCUGGUUCUGUGUGACCCAGUGUGUUUGCGGCAUUGGGGCGGUUGAGGAGAGUACAAAUGUGGUCCAGAAAGAAGCCGAGUUUGAUGUGACAUACAAUGACACUGUAACAAGUCAGAACCAGACCAUCUAUGCUUUUAAUCACACUAUCUCCAGGAACAAGACGGAGGGAGUUCGUGUGACUGUGGACGUGUUGUCACGAGGUUCUGAUAGUCCCAUAUUGUUUGUGGUACGACAGAAGCAAGCUGUGCUGUCCUUUCAAAUCCCUCUCAUUUUAAGAGGCCUAUACCAGAGAAAGUAUCCCUACAAUCAUGUGGGCCGGACAUUGUGCCAGCCUCCGACCCGGGCCUCCUCGGAGAACCAGUUCUUCUUUGUGGACGUGUCCACCCUGUCCAGCCAGGGAACAAACUACCAGCUCAGGGUCAGCCGUGUUGAAAGCUUCACCCUGCAGACGGACACGAAAUUCAGCUUCACCGCGUCACCCUCCCAACCUCAGUACUUCAAGUAUGUCUUCCCAGAUGGGGUGGACACUGUGAUCGUCAAGGUCAACUCGGACAUGACCUUUCCCUGCUCCGUAAUGUCCAUCCAGGACAUCCAGUGUCCAGUCUAUGACCUUGACAACAAUGUGGCCUUCAUUGGGAUGUACCAGACUAUGACCAAAAAAGGCGCCAUCACAGUGCAGAGAAAAGAUUUCCCCAGCAACAGCUUCUAUGUGGUGGUAGUGGUAAAAACAGAGGACGAGGCGUGUGGCGGUCCGCUGCGAUUCUACCCUCUCCGUCCUGAUGAGCUCAUCGACGCCGGCAACCGCAGCAAGCUCAUCGAUGUGGUUGUCACCCCUGCUAUCAACUCGGAGGUGUAUGUGAGGGGCAUGCUGUUCAUUCUGGGCAUCUUCCUCUCCUUCUAUCUGCUCGUAUUGCUCAUGACCUGUGUGGAGAACAAGCGAAUGAAGAAAAGAGAGGCGUUUCAGAUUCCUGCCGACAUGUCGCCCGCGGAAACAGCCUCUCUGCUUGGGAAGAACGGAGAUGGCCAAACUCCAGCCUCAGCGUAUGAAUAUGGAUCCUUUGCUGACAACGUUAGCACUCUCAGUUCAGAGGCCAUCACUGACAGCGCCACAUCCACUGACAACAACUAUGGAUACAUAGGACAGAAGCCUUUCAAACGUCGCACAAUCCUCUAUCACCUUCACCACAUAGCCAUCCGCAUCGAGCGAUCGCUGGACGGCGUUGGACGAAGCAGGCACGAGUCUCUGAGCUCUGUGGAGGAGGACGACUAUGACACGCUGGACGAUAUCAACUCAGACAAAAACAUCGUCCGCACCAAGAAAUAUCUAUGUGUGUCUGACCUGUCCCGCAAAGACAAGAGGAUUCUGAGCAAGAAAUACCAAAUCUACUUCUGGAACAUUGCUACUAUUGCUGUGUUCUAUGCACUGCCAGUCGUCCAGCUGGUCAUCACCUACCAGACGGUGGUGAAUGUAACAGGAAACCAGGACAUCUGCUACUACAACUUCCUGUGUGCCCACCCUCUGGGAGCUCUGAGUGCGUUCAACAACAUCCUCAGUAACCUCGGUUACGUGCUGCUGGGAUUCCUCUUCCUCCUUAUCAUCCUCAAAAAAGAUAUCGUCCACAAUCGGGCCCUGUUCCGCAACGAUUUGAACGCGCUGGAGUGUGGUAUCCCAAAGCACUAUGGUCUGUAUUAUGCCAUGGGAACGGCUCUGAUGAUGGAGGGUCUGCUCAGCGCAUGCUACCACGUCUGUCCCAACUACACCAACUUCCAGUUCGACACCUCCUUCAUGUACAUGAUUGCUGGGCUGUGUGUGUUAAAGUUGUAUCAGAAGAGACACCCAGACAUCAACGCAAGUGCUUACACUGCAUACGCCUGCCUGGCCGGGGUCAUCUUCUUCUCUGUGCUGGGAGUGGUAUUUGGGAAAGGAAACACGGUCUUCUGGAUUGUUUUCUCUGUGAUCCACAUCCUGGCCACCAUGCUCCUCAGCACACAGCUCUACUACAUGGGCCGAUGGAGGCUGGACUCUGGGAUCAUGCGCAGGAUGUUGAACAUCCUCUACACAGAUUGCAUCAGACAGUGCAGUGGACCCAUGUACAUUGACCGUAUGGUUCUGCUCGUACUGGGAAACAUAAUCAACUGGUCUCUCGCUGCUUUUGGACUCCUAGAGCGACCCAACGACUUUGCCUCCUACCUGUUGGCCAUCGCCAUCUGCAACCUGCUGCUCUACUUUGCCUUUUACAUCAUUAUGAAGUUGAGGAGCGGUGAGAGGAUCGGAUGUCUGGCGUUGGUGUGUAUUCUGUUCACAGCUGUGGUGUGGGGCUUCGCGCUGUUUUUCUUCUUCCAGGGUCUCAGCACCUGGCAGAAAACUCCAGCGGAGUCUCGCGAACACAACCGGGACUGCAUCCUGCUUUCAUUCUUUGAUGACCACGACAUUUGGCACUUCCUCUCCUCCAUCGCCAUGUUCGGAUCCUUCCUGGUCCUUCUGACCAUGGACGACGACCUCGACACCGUCCAGAGAGACAAGAUCCUCGCCUUCUAGACGUGUCAGAUCUUCUGAGCUCAGCU